This is a messenger RNA of Lycium ferocissimum, 777 nucleotides long. RefSeq lists its product as uncharacterized. Lineage: Eukaryota; Viridiplantae; Streptophyta; Magnoliopsida; Solanales; Solanaceae. The transcript has a single exon. The coding region runs from base 29 to 586 and encodes 185 amino acids. Gene Ontology annotation, cellular component: nucleolus. The record is from RefSeq and is a predicted model, not a curated record.
UAGAUGGAGAGGAAACAGGGGGCUAGCAAUGGCGUGUACUGUGGAUUUUCGGUGCCUGGAUGAAGGCUUGGGAGGAAAAACAUACAAGCGAAAGAGAGCAGAGAAAGAGCUGCUAGAUAAUGAUGCCAUGGAAGUAGAACCAACUCCUGCUUCGAAGAGACAGGCUGUUCCAUCUGCGGAUGACCCAAACAAGCCCGUACUUGGAAGGCCCACGUACGACGGAGUGAUAGCAGGGAGAGUAUCUGGAAGGAAUUGGAAACAGCCGAGGAAACACAGGUCAUCAGCGGCGAAGGUGAGCGUGAAGGGGAAGCCAUUGGAGCAGAGGAUUAAAGACAAGGAGAUAAAGAAGGCUUACAAGGAGAGAAUCAAUGAGCUCAAGGAAGAGAUAAGGCAGAACAAAGUCGACAAGAGGAAGCAGAGAGAGGAAAGAGACAAGAGGAAGCAGGAAAACAUUCUCAAGUCUGGGACCAAAGUUCAGAAGAUCACAAAUCCAAAGACGCUCAAAAAGAUUGCUAAGUCUAAGCAGAGGAAGCAACUCAAGGUUGUCUCUGACGAUCUUCUUAACGGUGCAAACAAGAACAAGUAGAGCUCAUGACUUGAAAUGUAUUUUUUUGGUAAUGAGAUAUACUGAUAAUACUACUCUUGUAGUUUUCCUUUUCGUUUUGCUCUUUUAAAUUACAUCUGUUUCGAAAUUUUGUUGUAGUUUCAUGAUCUAAUUGAUCAGUUAUGCUGCAGUUUUAUGAUUUAAUUGAUCAAUUCUGCUGUGGCAUUACCUUC